This is a messenger RNA of Nicotiana attenuata, 366 nucleotides long. RefSeq lists its product as uncharacterized. The coding region runs from base 1 to 366 and encodes 121 amino acids. Lineage: Eukaryota; Viridiplantae; Streptophyta; Magnoliopsida; Solanales; Solanaceae. The record is from RefSeq and is a predicted model, not a curated record. The transcript has 2 exons.
AUGGACCACAGGAAGAGGAAUAAUGCUUCGAAAGUUUAUGUAGUGUUUCGUGGUAAGAGGCCUGGAUUGUACAAUUCUUGGCAUCGGUGUGCUCCUAUGGUUAUUGGUGUCAAGGGCAGCAUCUUCAAGGCCUUCAAAACGUAUGAUGAAGCCAUAGCAGCUUUUAAUGAGUUUAGAAAUGGAUCUCAAACUGAUAAUAUAUCGGCAUCUAAGGUGUAUGUGGUAUUUCGUGGUAAAAAGCCAGGAUUAUACAACUCUUGUGAAGAACAAUCUUCAAAUUCGUGUGUUGAUGAAAGUGCUAUGUCAUCUGUGUUGUUAGCUGGAAUGUUUGUAGGGAUGAAAAUUUCAAAAAAUUGUUCAGUUUGA